UGACCGUUGGCGUCAUCGUCUCAUUUUUAGCAUCAUGGCGUGGCGUUUUAUAUAUUUUGACAAUGAAAAUUUCGUUUGAAAAAUUUCGCAAUUUGAAUUGUAAUUUAGAUUUUCUGUACCGAAUAAUCGUGAGUUUUGUACGAUAUGGAAAAGUUUAAAAGGGUACUCGAAGAGGAGGCAAACGACAGCUCUCAAGAGUUGGAUAAUACAAGUUUUUCCACUCUACUAAACGACAUUGGAAUUCGUGCCAACUACUUGACAUCUUUCAAGAACAUCAGAACCGAUUGCAAAAACCUUCAUCAAGAGUACAAUGUCUUACAGCAAAAAUACGACGAACUAAAAUCGCAAGAGACUAACUUACUAUUCCAACGUAAUGACUUACUAUCGCUACUGGAAGAGAAAAAAUCGCUCUGUGAAAUAGAAAUAGCCAAGAAACGUUUAAAUGCUCUGAAAAGAUUAACGAAGUUGAAAUGGCUCAAGUCUUCGAAUCGUAUCGAAGGAUUCGUUUUCAACGAAAAUAACGGAUAUUUGGAACAUUUCAGUUACGAAAAUACAGAUCCUUCGAUCAUGACCAAAGUAAGACGUGGAAUGCAUCAGGCAUUGGAUUACAAUUUUCACAAUCAUUGUGUGUUUUGAAUUUGUAUUUAUGUUUAUACUCGCUGCACUCGAUUGCGUUUUUUUUAUUCGUACCAGUGAGCUUUUACUUUUGUUCUUGUAUUGAAAUUAUGUUAUGCAUGUAUUUUUGUUUCAUCUCUCAAAGUUCCACCGAUGUCCCCGUACUCGAUUCGUAUUUUACAUGUUGAUAAUUUAAAUUACUUGACGUCAAAGUAAAUGAAUUCAUUAGAUAGUUUCGGAGUCUGGUUGUGAUGGUUUCGUUGAACGGCGUAUCAUGAAUUCUAAAGUUGUUUGAAACAGAUAAAGAAUUGAAUUGAUUGAUAACUUAGAUACGUCGUUUUACUAAACAACUGAUGAAUCGUUUGGUUAGAUUUUUCGAACUCGUUGACAUUCCAUUUCGAAAGAGCAUAAAGACAAGUAGUGAUAGUAGGAUACUAUCUCCAUUUGGCUAUAUGCUCUUUCUAAAUGGAAUGUAAACGAGUUCAAAGGAUCUGAACUAUUAAUUACAGAUCCGAAUAAAUCAAAUUUGGCUAUUUUACCGUUACUGAUUAUUUAACGAGUUCGAAGGAUCCAAACCACUAAUCAUAGAUCCGACUUACGCUUCAUUUAUCAAAAUUCUAUUACUGUCCACGUACUCGAGUCGUAUUUUUCAUGUUGAUAAUUUAAAUUAUGUGAUAUCGAAGUAAAUGAAUUGAUGUAUUACAUCUUUUCGGAAUCUGGUUGGCUUUCAGUGGUUUUGUUGAACUACAUCAUGAAUUCUCAAGCUGUUUCAGAAACAGCUAAAGAAUUGAUCUGAAAUUAUUUUGAUGCUUCGUAUUACUAAGCAACUGAUGAAUCAUUUAGUUGGAUCCUUGAAACUCGUUUGUAUUCCAUUUACAGAGAGCACAAAGACAAGUUGUGAUAGUAGGAUACUAUCUCCAUUUGGCUAUGUGCUCUCUCUAAAUGGAAUACAAACGAGUUCCAAGGAUCUGAACUAUUAAUUACGCAUCCGAAUCCGAAUAAAUCAACUUUGGCUUUUUUCCAGUUACUGAUUAUUCAACGAGUUCGAAGGAUCCAAAUCACUAAUCAUAGACCCCCGACUUCUGUUACAUUUAUCAAAAUUCUAUUACUGUCGCCGUACUCGAGUCGUAUUUUUCAUGUAGAUAAUUUAAAUUAUGUGUUAUCGAAGUGGAUGAAUUGAUGUAUUACAUCCUUUCAAAAUCUGUUUGACUUUCAUUGGUUUUGUUGAAUGAAGUAUCACGAAUUCUCAAGCUGUUUCAAAAACAGCUAAAGAAUUCAAUUGAAAUAAUUUUGAUGAAUCGUUUAGUCGGAUCCUUGAAACUCGUUGACAUUCCAUUUAGAAAACGCACAAAGACAAGUAGUGAUAGUAGGAUACUAUCUCCACUUGGCUAUGUGCUCUUUCUAAAUGGAAUGUAAACGAGUUUGAAGGAUAUGAACUAUUAAUUACACAUCCGAAUAAAUUAACUUUGGCUAUUUCCCGUUACUGAUUAUUUACUUAACUAGUUCGAAGGAUCCAAACCACUAAUCAUGGAUCUGACUUUUGUUUCAUUUCAUCUGACAAAGUUCUACUAACGUCCCCAUACUCAAGUCUUAUAUUUUUAUUUUUUCAUUUUGAUAAUUUAAAUUAUGUGAUAUCAAAGUAAAUGAAUUUAUGUAUUACAUCUUUUCGGAAUCUGGUUGGCUUUCAGUGGUUUUGUUGAACGACAUAACCAACAAACCAACCUAGUGUCAAAAACGUAAAUUUUACAGGAAGGGCAUUUGAAGUUUUGAGUCUAUGUAUCAGGUGAUCAAAAAUUUGUAGUUCCGUGAAACUUGCACCACUUUUGGCCCCCUUGAGUGUCAACAUAACCCGAUAAUUUUUUUUUUCAAAAUCAUCGCAUUCAAGGUUGCCAAGUCCAAUUAUCAAAAUUUUCCAAAAUCAAUUUUUUCAAUUUUUUUGAAAUUUUUACCAAAAAUGUUGCAAAAACUACCCGAGUAUGAAUUUUUAAUGAAGAAUAAGUUAUUAUUAUUAAAUUAAUCACGUUUUUUAACAAAUUUGUUCAAGCUGAAAAGAGUUGAUUUUUCCAGCUCAAGCCUUACUCAAAUUCCAAAAUAUGGCACAAAUCCUCCAAAUGUGGGCCGAUUGUUGCAAAAAUUUGCAUUUAGACUCCCCAGAACAUACUUUUCAAGAAAAUCAAAAAAAAAAAUUUUUCAACUUUUACUGUAGUUGCUCUAUUUUUUGACCUCAGAUUUAGGGUCAAGAGAAUCGUUCGCGAACGUUUCAACCCCCACAGUCGGAUUCAGCACCCUAAGUACUACUAAUAUCCACCAUAAAAAAGAUAUAAAUUUUUUGGACACUAAGUUGGUUUUCUCGUGACAGAUCACAUAUUAUGAAUUCUCAAGCUGUUUCAGAAACAGCCAAAGAAUUGAACUGAAAUAAUUUUGAUGAAUUGUUUAGUCAGAUCCGUCGAACUCGUUGACAUCCCAUUUAGAUAGAGCACAAAGACAAGUAGUGAUAGUAGGAUACUAUCUCUAUUUGGCUAUGUGCUCUAUCUAAAUGGAAUGUGAACGAGUUCGAUGGAUCUGAACUAUUAAUUACAGAUCCGAAUAAAUUAACAUUGGUUUUUUUCCAGUUAGUGAUUAUUCAACGAGUUCGAAGGAUCCAAACCACUAAUUAUAGAUCCUGACUUCUGUUUCAUUUAUCAAAAUUCUAUUACUGUCCCCAUACUCGAGUCGUAUUUGUCAUAUAGAUAAUUUAUUUAAAUUAUGUGAUAUCGAAGUAAAUGAAUUGAUGCAUUACAUCUUUUCAGAAUCUGGUUGACUUUCAGUGGUUUUGUUGAAGGAUAUAUCACGAAUUCUCAAGCUGUUUCAGAAACAGCUAAAGAGUUGAACUGAAAUAAGUUUGAUGAAUCGUUUAGUCAGAUCCUUCGAACUCGUUGAUAUUCCAUUUGGAAAGAGCACAAAGACAAGUAGUGAUAGUAGGAUACUAUCUCCACUUGGCUAUGUGCUCUUCCUAAAUGGAAUAUAAACGAGUUUGAAGGAUCUGAACUAUUAAUUACAGAUCCGAAUAAAUCAACUUUGGCUAUUUUCCCUUACUGAUUAUUUACAUAACGAGUUCGAAGGAUCCAAACUAAACCACUAAUUGUAGAUCCGACUUCUGUUUCAUUUAUCGAAAUUAUAUCAAAGUCCCCAUACUCGAGUCGUAUAUUUUUUCAUAUUGAUAAUUUUAAAUUAUGUGAUAUCGAAGUAAAUGAAUUUAUGUAUCACAUCCUUUCGGAAUCUGGUUGACUUUCAGUGGUUUUGUUGAACAACGUUAUUAUGAAUUCUCAAGCUGUUUCAGAAACAGCUAAAGAAUUGUACUGAAAUAAUUUUGAUGCCUCGUUUGACUAAACAACUGAUGAAUCUUUAGUUAGAUCCGUCGAACCCGUUGACAUUCCAUUUGGAUAGAGCACAAAGACAAGUAGUGACAGUAGGAUACUAUCUCCAUUUGGCUAUGUGCUCUAUCAAAAUGGAAUGUGAACGAGUUCGAAGGAUCUGAACUAUCAACUUUGGCUAUUUUCAAAGAGUUUUAAGGAUCCAAACCGCUAAUAAUAGAUCCGACUUCUGUUUCAUCUGACAAAGUUCUACUAAAAUCUCCAUACUCAAUUCGUAUUUUUCAUGUUGAUAAUUUAAAUUAUGUGUCAUGUCGAAGUAAACAAAUUUAUUACAUAUUUUUGGAAUCUGGUUGACUUUCAAUUGGUUCUUUGAAGGACGUAUCUUGAAUUCUCAAGCUGUUACAAGCAACAAAAGAAUUGAACUAAUCAAUUAUUACUUGGAUGUGUCGUUUGACUAACAACUUAUGAAUGGCUUUGAUCCUUCAAACUUCUUCACAUUCCUUCACAUUCCAACCAUACAGCGCACAUAGUCAUGUAGUGAUAGUAAGAUACUAUCUCCACUUGGCUAUGUGCUCUGUCUGGUUGGAAUGUAAACGAAUUUGAAGGAUGCCAAACCAUUAAUUACAGAUCUGAAUAAAUCAACUUUGGCUAUUUUCCCAUUACUGAUCAUUUAACGAGUUUGAAGGAUUCAAACCACUAAUUAUUACAGGCCCAAAUAAAUCAAUCUUGGCUAACUGAACAACUCCAACUCGUUCAUGUUCCACUUACACAGAGCAUAUAGUCAAGUAGUGAUAGUAAAAUACUAUCUCCAUUUGGCUAUGUGCUCUGUCUAAGUGGAAUAUAAAUGAGUUUGAAGAAGCCAAACCAUUAAAUUAUUAAUUAAAGAUCCGAAUAAAUCAACUUUGGCCUCUCCCAUUAGGAUCCCAACCACUUCUCUCUGAUCCGAAUAAAUCAACAUUGCCUGAACAACUCCAACUCGUUCAUGUUCCACUUUGAAAGGGCAUAUAGUCAAGUAGUGAUAGUAAGAUACUAUCUCCAUUUGGCUAUGUGCUCUUUCCAAGUGGAACAUGAACGAGUUUGUAGAAGUCAAACCAUCAAGUACAGAUCCGAUUAAAUAAACAUUGGGAUUCAAACCACUAAUCACAGGUGUCCAUUUAACCUUGGCUAACUGAACAACUCUGACUCGUUUACUUUCCACUUGGAUAGUGCACAUAGUCAAGUAGUGAUAGUAAGAUACUAUCUCCAUUUGGCUAUCCCUGCGGGGCUAUCCAAGUGGAAUGUGAACUACUUUGAAGUAGCCAAACCAUUAUUUACAGAUCCAAUUAAAUAAACUUUGGGAUUCAACCCACUAGUUGCAGGUCCAAAGAAAUCAACCUUGGCCAACUGAACAACUCUAACUCGUUUUUAUCCCACUUGGAUAAUGCACAUGGACAAGUAGUGAUAGUAAGAUGCUAUCACUAUUUGUUCAUGUGCUCUACCCAAGUGGAAUGUAAACUUGUUAGAAAGAGCCUAACUAUUAAUUACAGAUCCUUUGAACUUGUUAAUUAAUUUGAACACAACUUUUCCAUAUUUAUGUGCUUUGCUAUUCAACACUUCCCAUUUGAAUGAGUGAAUGCAGCUUAUGAGAGAUUUUAAUUUUUAUCCCAGUAAAAUACGGUUCAUUAAUUAAUUUUAUUAUUCAUAUUGUACACAAUACGUGUAGAGAUACUAAAAAUAUUUACAUUAUAAAUACAUGUUCAUAAUGUUAAAUUGGUUUGUGGCUAUUUUCUCGAAUAAAAGUAAAAACUCAUAA
Messenger RNA from Planococcus citri (citrus mealybug), 5760 nucleotides. RefSeq lists its product as uncharacterized. The transcript is spliced from 4 exons. Bases 145 to 636 code for a protein of 163 amino acids. Lineage: Eukaryota; Metazoa; Arthropoda; Insecta; Hemiptera; Pseudococcidae. The record is from RefSeq and is a predicted model, not a curated record.